Messenger RNA from Striga asiatica, 1254 nucleotides. The record is from the annotation of a GenBank genome assembly. Lineage: Eukaryota; Viridiplantae; Streptophyta; Magnoliopsida; Lamiales; Orobanchaceae.
AUGAACAAGAUGAUGACAUUGAACAGCCUUGACGAAGAAAAACAAUUGGUGAAGCAUUUGGCGAUUAUGGAUUCCCUGCUCGCCUGGGGUUUUUCAGGUAUAAUGCAAAAGCUUGUGGAAGUUGAGGAAAAUGGCGGCCAAGAUAAAUCCUUGCUUCUCUUGUUUUUCACUUUCAUCAAAUUUUCAAAGAAGGGCAAGGCUGAAGAUGUCAUCAAGCCUUGCCAGCUUAUGCAUGGUAGACCAACAGUACUAAAUACCUUAUCAAAGAGGAGAUUCAUUCUGUUUGCAACCUCUGAGGAUGAACAGUCAUUCAGUGAACUAGAAGAACCAGAUGAUUUUGAGCCGGAAGAGGAGGGUUCUCUUGCUGAAAAUAACACCUUCGGAAAUAUUUCAUUUGAUCACGCUGAACAAGCUCGGGGAAAACCAGGGAUCAUUUCGUUUUAUGAAUCCACAAUGAAAAUAGAAGAACAAGUUCCUGUUACGAGUCAGAACAACAAACUGUUGUGGCUCGUAGGUCCCACUGUUCUUGUUGCGUCGUUUGUUUUCCCGUCACUUUAUUUGCGGAGAAUACUCUCUUCGAUAUUCGAAGAUUCUUUAGUAACUGACUUUCUAAUACUGUUCUUCACGGAAGCCCUUUUCUACUGUGGAGUUUCUGUUUUUCUCCUCCUGAUCGACCGUUUGAACCGACCUAAGAAAAAGCCAAAACAUGCAGAAAUAAGCCGAGACAUUGUCCCUCACAUGGGGUACCGAGUCUCUUCUGUUGCUGUUUUGGUUCUCAGCAUUAUAAUCCCAACCAUGACAAUGGGUUUUGUUUGGCCGUGGACUGGACCAGCGGCUUCUGCUACUCUAGCACCCUACCUUGUUGGCAUCGUUGUUCAAUUUGCGUUCGAGCAGUAUGCAAAAUAUGUCGAUUCGCCAUCAUGGCCCGCCAUUCCCAUUGUCUUCCAAAUUUACAGGCUGCAUCAAUUGAACAGGGCAGCACAACUAGUUACGGCUCUAUCUUUCACCGUGAGAGGAGCUGAGAUGACCCCACACAAUGUGGCCAUAAAUGGGUCUUUGAGCACUCUUCUAAACGUACUUCAAUUUCUUGGAAUAAUAUCCAUUUGGUCACUCUCGAGUUUCGUCAUGAAAUAUUUGCCGCCCGCCACCAAUUAUCAAUAGAAUGGUCAGACUCUGAAAAAAUGAUGGUAACUGUUUUUUCUUUUUUUUUUUUUUNUUUCAUUAUCUAGUGGUUAAAAUUGAGGCACUUGAAAC